Molecule: messenger RNA, 1051 nt
Organism: Monodelphis domestica (gray short-tailed opossum)
Lineage: Eukaryota; Metazoa; Chordata; Mammalia; Didelphimorphia; Didelphidae
Cellular component (GO): keratin filament
Source: RefSeq, a predicted model, not a curated record
CCCAGCAUGGCACACAGCUGUUUCUCCGGGCCCUGCUUGCCCUCAGCCUCCGCCAACUCCGUCUGCUCCAGUGAUGUGAGCCGCAGCAGCAACGUCUGCAUGCCCAGCUCGUGCCUGGGGGGCUCCUCCUGGCAACUGGACGACUGCCCAGAGAGCUGCUGUGAGCCCUGCGGCUGCAGCGGACCCUCCUGCUGCCCAGCCCCAUGCUGCCCUCCUGCCUCCUGCCUCACCCUCGUGUGCCGACCAGUCUGCUGUGUGCCCGCCUCCUGCCAGCCCUGCCCAGCUGUCUGUGCCCCCUCCUGCUGCCAGUCCACUGGCUGUGGAGUUUCCUGCUGCCAAACCUGUCCCAGUGCCCCCAUACAGUCCUGCUGCUGUGUGCCCAUGUGCUGCAAGCCCAGCUGCUGCAUCUCCCUGCCUGUGUGCUGCAAACCCAGCUGCUGUGUGACCUCUGCCUGCCCAGUCCUCUCUUGCAGCCCAGUGCCCUCCUGCUGCCAGCCUCCCUGCUGUCAGCCUGCUUGCUCCAUGCCCCUGAGCUGUCGACUAGUGUGUAGCCCAGCCACCUGCUGUGUGCCUCUCUCCUGCAAACCCACCUGUUGCACCACCUCUUCCACCUCCUGCUGCUGUGGUCCUUCCUGCUGCUGUGCCCCAUCCUGCUGCCGGCCCACCUCCUCUGUGUCCCUCAUCUGCCGGCCCACCUGCUGCAGACCCUCCUGCUGCUCCACCUCCUGUGGCCAGAAAUCCUGCUGUUGAAGCCAGGGCUCUGCUCUCUCUCCACCCUGCUACCCCCUUCACGAGCCUCAGCAGCUGCCCAGCAGUACUCACAAAGGAGGCCUCCAUUUGGCCCUCCAGGCACCCCCCAAACAUCCUCCCACCCCAGGCCUCCCUGAGUCCCCACAAAGCUCCUCAGAUGCAUGGCUGACCCCCUCCUGCUUCCCCAGGACUCCACGUCAGCUUGCAGUAUGCACCCCCCGACUGCUGCUCACAGACUCCCUCCAGGCAACCAGAGUGUGGGCACUGCCAGGCAGGAGCUCCCCUGGCAAUAAAGUGUAUC